AUGGCGGAAGGUAGGGGUUUCUUUGUCAGGAGUUGCUUGUCAUGCUUCCCAAAGUAGUUCUGAGAUCCUCACUGCUAGCACUCUGUGCUUGCACUACCUUUGGCUGGAAUGCGAAUGAUCAAGUCGAAGCAGACAUCGACUAUGGCACCUUUGAGAACCCAUCGGCUUAUGUACGCCCGCGGUUCAGAUACUGGUGAGAGAUAUACCAAUCGAUGGCUCUGCCCGAAGCAUUCUGACAGUUGCGACCCCCAAAGGAUUCCCGAUGCCUCCGUUGACCUCGAUGUCGUUGCUCAAGACUUCGCCAAAGCAAAAGUCAUUGGCAUGGGAGGUCUAGAGCUCCUGGGAUACUACUUGUACGGCGAUUUCCCAAGCGUUGUUACAGAAGCAGGCCCCGUGCCCGUGGACUGGACGAAAUAUGGCUGGGGCACUGAAGCUUGGAGGAGUUUGACGAGCGUCGCCUUAAGAGCUACGAAGAGUCUGGGCAUGAUUAUGGAUUUCGCACUUGGACCUAAUCAAGGUGCCGGGGUACCUGCAGAUCCCGAUGAUGAAGGUAUCAUGUGGGACUUGUGGCCGUGGAAUGUUUCUGUGCCGAUUGGGGGAUCUUUCGAUGAUGUUUUGCCUGGAUGGGGGAGCGGAGAGUUUGUAUGCCCAUCUAUCGGAGCAUUUGUCGUGUCUUUGGUUUGACUGACUGGUAUCGUGAACAUCAGGUAGCGGCUUCUACAGCCCUGGUGUUGAACACCACUGUUGCCAACUACUCUGCGGCGCCCGCUUGGCUAGGACCUGUGUACUACGACGGCACCCGGAACACGCUCUCUGCCUCCUCUCUCGAAGACGUGACAGACAUGAUCACUUCUGACGGUCGCUUGAACCUGACGCUCCCCCGAGCAGAAGGCCUGGAAUACCAGAUCUUUGCAUUCUACCAGAACCAUUCGUCGUAUUUGGAGCAGGCAUCUCCGCUGAAUCUAAGCACCACUGUACCUCAAUCUCCGGUCGAAAGUUUCGUACAGAACGGGUCUAGAGUUGUAGAUCAUUUCUCAGCUGCGGGCGCGAAGGUCGUUACUGAUUUCUGGGAUAAAUACCUGCUGGACGACGAGACAAGACAACUCUUCAAAGACGUUGGGAAUUACGCAUGGGAAGACUCAAUGGAAAUCGGCGCUGGCACUCUCCUCUGGUGGACACCGCAGUUGCUCAAGACAUUUGAAUCCAAUCGUGGAUACAGCCUCAGAAAAUACCUACCGGUAGUAUACAGCUACAACACCGAGGCCAACGGGCCUCUCGCGUCCCCGGAUCGCUACUAUACGGAUGAGUCUGACCUCGGUCAAAGUCAUGUGAAUGACUACUGGCAAACUCUCACUGAGCUGAACAAAAUUUACUUGGCGACUCUAAGGAAUUGGUCGCAUGAUUCUCUCCAAUCUCAGUUUUCCGCUCAGGUGGGUUACAAUCUGCCCAUGGAUAUGCUGGCGAAUAUUCCUACGGUGAAUGCACCGGAGUGUGAGAGUUUGGGGUUCAAUCAUGUUAUUGAUGCGUACAGGCAGUUUACUGGACCUGCGAAUCGUGAGUUUCCUAUCCUUGCUCCCCACGAAGCGUGACCAAGCUGAUAUGUGCUGUGUAGUCGCUGGAAAGAGAAUCAUAUCCUCCGAGCUGGGAGCCCAGAGGCGAGAGGUCUACGAACAAACCAUGCCGGAGCUGAUCUGGGACGUCAAGCGAAGCAUUGCGGGCUCUGUCAACAACUUCAUCUACCAUGGGUACCCGUACACCGGCAGCUACCCGAACACCUCGUGGCCAGGCUACACUACGUUCUCCUACAGCUUCUCCAAUAUGCACGGACCACGGCAGCCGACUUGGGAGUACUACGACGAUUAUAUGAACUGGACUGCUCGAAUCCAGUAUUUUGCGCAAUCCGGUAUUCCGAAGAUUGAUCUGGCCUUCUGGCUUAAGAGGGAUCAAUUUUUUAGUGUGGAUUCGGUCUAUCUUCCCAACGAUCUACAGGAUGCUGGGUAUAGUUACGAAUACCUGAGUCCCGACAAUUUCGGUCUACCGGAAGCUGUUGUACAGGACGGAAUCUUUGCGCCAAACCGACAGGCUUUCAAGGCGCUCGUCCUGCGCGCGAACGAUACGCUUACGGUCUCUGGGGUCCAGUAUGUCGUGGACUAUGCCAAUGCUGGACUACCGAUUAUCUUCUCCGGUGGUAUCCCGCAGAAUCUUACAGGAUAUAAUGUUUCUUCUGGGACGGAGUAUGUUCGAUCGGCGCUGGCAAGCAUUGCCGGCCUUGACAAUGUUCACGUGGUGCCUUACGACAAUCUGGCUACUUCUCUUCAGGCUCUCGGAAUUACACCUCGCACUCGAACGUCGUCUGCCAGGACUUUCUACACUUACUGGCGUGAAGCGGGCGACAUGACCUACGUGUUUGUGUACAAUGAUGCCUGGGACAGCGAGCUUGGUGAAGGAGCAGGUACUGGUUCGAUCACAUUCGAAACUACUGGAGCUCCAUACGAGUAUGACGCCUGGACCGGUGAAGUAAAGCCUCUUCUUGCAUACCAGCAGAGUGCCUCAACAACGACAAUCUCCCUCUCGUUGGCCGGAAACCAAACCACAAUCAUCGAGUUCAACCAUUCCGAGAAAGCAUCUCCGCGUGCAAUCUCCUUUCCAGAGGAAAUCUACAGCGCUAUCCGAUCUGGCAGUAGCCAGGUGGUCCUCAAAGCCGGAAACGCUACGCAGCCUGUCCUCCUUCCGAACGGCACGGCAGUGACACUUCCGAUCCCAGCAGCUCCCACACCACUCACGAGCUGGACCCUGACCGUCGAAUCCUGGUCUCCUCCCUCCGAUCUCGAAGCAGACCAGACAACACCAGCCCUCUCCAAUUCGACUUAUCAUCUCACCGCUCUUCAACCCUGGAACACCAUUUCCGAUUCCCUCCGUAACGUCUCCGGUCGAGGCUUCUACAGCACCACGUUCCCCUGGCCAUCCACGAAUUCUACUUCCUCCUCCGGCGCCAUGCUCGAAUUCGGAGCCAUCUCCAACACCAUACGCGCUUGGGUCAACGGACACCGUCUCCCUCCUCUCGAUCCGACGGAUGCCAAGGCUGAUAUCGGGGAAUUCCUGGUCGAAGGAGGAGAGAACACGGUGGACGUGGUGGUGGCUACUACGCUUUCUAAUGUUCUGAGGACCAUCUGGAUGGAAGUGAAGAGUAGUGGGACGUUGUGGUUGGGACCGGAACCGAAAGAGCAGGGGUAUGGAUUGGUGGGGAAUGUGACUGUCGUGCCGUAUUGUAGGACGGUGGUGAAUCUGUAG
This is a messenger RNA of Lecanosticta acicola, 3291 nucleotides long. NCBI's taxonomy places the organism in Eukaryota, Fungi, Ascomycota, Dothideomycetes, Mycosphaerellales, Mycosphaerellaceae. The record is from the annotation of a GenBank genome assembly.